Messenger RNA from Gasterosteus aculeatus aculeatus (three-spined stickleback), 1945 nucleotides. Lineage: Eukaryota; Metazoa; Chordata; Actinopteri; Perciformes; Gasterosteidae. The record is from RefSeq and is a predicted model, not a curated record.
AGAAGGCGGUGGCUUUUAGUGGAACUGUGGCGAGAGUAGGAAGAAGGUGAAUGCUCUCCGAGAGGAGGUGCAGAAGGAGCAGGAGCAUGCCCAAGAGAUGUUAAGGAAGACAGAGAAGGAGGUGAAGGUUCUCAGAGAGGAGGUGCAGAAGGAACGCAAGGAGCAGGAGCAUGCCCAAGAGAUGUUAAGGAAGACAGAGAAGGAGGUGAAGGUUCUCAGAGAGGAGGUGCAGAAGGAACGCAAGGAGCAGGAGCAUGCCCAAGAGAUGUUAAGGAAGACAGAGAAGGAGGUGAAGGUUCUCAGAGAGGAGGUGCAGAAGGAACGCAAGGAGCAGGAGCAUGCCCAAGAGAUGUUAAGGAAGACGGAGAAGGAGGUGCAGAAGGAACGCAAGGAGCAGGAGCAUGCAGAAGAGACGUUAAGGAAGACAGAGAAGGAGGCGAAUGCUCUCAGAGAGGAGGUGCAGAAGGAACGCAAGGAGAAGGAGCAUGCAGAAGAGACGUUAAUGACGAAAGAGAAGGAGGUGAAUGCUCUCAGAGAGGAGGUGCAGAAGGAACGCAAGGAGAAGGAGCAUGUCCAAGAGACAUUAAGGAAGACAGAGAAGGAGGCGAAUGCUCUCAGAGAGGAGGUGCAGAAGGAGAAGGAGCAUGCAGAAGAGACGUUAAUGACGAAAGAGAAGGAGGUGAAUGCUCUCCGAGAGGAGGUGCAGAAGGAACGCAAGGAGCAGGAGCAUGCCCAAGAGACAUUAAGGAAGACAGAGAAGGAGGUGAAUGCUCUCAGAGAGGAGGUGCAGAAGGAGAAGGAGCAUGCAGAAGAGACGUUAAUGACGAAAGAGAAGGAGGUGAAUGCUCUCCGAGAGGAGGUGCAGAAGGAACGCAAGGAGAAGGAGCAUGUCCAAGAGACAUUAAGGAAGACAGAGAAGGAGGUGAAUGCUCUCGGAGAGGAGGUGCAGAAGGAGAAGGAGCAUGCAGAAGAGACGUUAAUGACGAAAGAGAAGGAGGCGAAUGCUCUCCGAGAGGAGGUGCAGAAGGAAAGCAAGGAGAAGGAGCAUGCAGAAGAGACGUUAAUAACGACAGAGAAGGAGGCGAAUGCUCUCAGAGAGGAGGUGCAGAAGGAACGCAAGGAGAAGGAGCAUGCAGAAGAGACGUUAAUGACGAAAGAGAAGGAGGUGAAUGCUCUCCGAGAGGAGGUGCAGAAGGAGAAGGAGCAUGCAGAAGAGACGUUAAUGACGAAAGAGAAGGAGGUGAAUGCUCUCCGAGAGGAGGUGCAGAAGGAGAAGGAGCAUGCAGAAGAGACGUUAAUGACGAAAGAGAAGGAGGUGAAUGCUCUCCGAGAGGAGGUGCAGAAGGAACGCAAGGAGAAGGAGCAUGUCCAAGAGAUGUUAAGGAAGACAGAGAAGGAGGUGAAUGCUCUCAGAGAGGAGGUGCAGAAGGAGAAGGAGCAUGCAGAAGAGACGUUAAUGACGAAAGAGAAGGAGGCGAAUGCUCUCCGAGAGGAGGUGCAGAAGGAGGAGCAUGCAGAAGAGACGUUAAUGACGAAAGAGAAGGAGGUGAAUGCUCUCCGAGAGGAGGUGCAGAAGGAGAAGGAGCAUGCAGAAGAGAUGUUAAUGACGAAAGAGAAGGAGGUGAAUGCUCUCCGAGAGGAGGUGCAGAAGGAAAGCAAGGAGAAGGCGCAUGCCCAAGAGAUGUUAAUGAUGAAAGAGAGGGAGGCGAAUGCUCUCAGAGAGGAGGUGCAGAAGGAGAAGGAGCAUGCAGAAGAGAUGUUAAUGACGAAAGAGAAGGAGGUGAAUGCUCUCCGAGAGGAGGUGCAGAGGUGGAGGAAGGGGAGCUCCCCACAGAGUCAGAGGAGCCACACCGAGGAGGUGGAGAAGGAGAGAGGAGGAGUUGCAGAAGCUGAGACCCAGAGCCAAGCAGAGGAGAACCAGGAGACAUGCCGAAGGAGGAGUUGA